This is a messenger RNA of Trachymyrmex septentrionalis, 602 nucleotides long. RefSeq names its product DNA-directed RNA polymerases I, II, and III subunit RPABC2 (gene RpII18). The coding region runs from base 145 to 537 and encodes 130 amino acids. NCBI's taxonomy places the organism in Eukaryota, Metazoa, Arthropoda, Insecta, Hymenoptera, Formicidae. Gene Ontology annotation, molecular function: DNA-directed RNA polymerase activity; DNA binding. Gene Ontology annotation, biological process: DNA-templated transcription. The transcript has 3 exons. Gene Ontology annotation, cellular component: RNA polymerase I complex; RNA polymerase III complex; RNA polymerase II, core complex. The record is from RefSeq and is a predicted model, not a curated record.
GGUCUGAACUUGAACUAGGCAAUAAUCUGAUGUGAAAAUAUUGUUCGAAUUUAAAAUUGUUUUUAUUGGAAUAUUGGAGUUAUAUAAAUACUACCAAAAACAAAAUAUAUACACAUUCCUAUAAUAAAUAUAAAUUAAUAAGUAAUGGCUGAUGAAGAUUUCGACGGAGACGAAGUCGCAGAUGAUUUCGACGAUGUAGAUGACGAGGACAACAUUGAGUUAGAGCCUCAGGAAGAUGAUGGUGAAAAUAUCGAAUUAUUGAAUGCGAAUGAAGCUACUGGUGGUGUUCAAAGAUCAAAGAGAAUAACAACAAGAUAUAUGACUAAAUAUGAAAGAGCAAGAGUUCUUGGCACAAGAGCAUUGCAAAUAGCAAUGUGUGCUCCUGUGAUGGUAGAAUUAGAAGGCGAGACAGACCCAUUGCAAAUUGCUAUGAAGGAAUUAAAGCAACGAAAAAUUCCUAUAAUUAUACGCCGCUACCUGCCUGAUAAUAGUUACGAAGAUUGGGGUAUCGACGAACUAAUUAUAAUAGAUCAUUAAUCUCGACCUCAAAGCAAAUUAUAUUAUUUCUCGACAAAUAUAUUUAUUAUUGGUACAGUAAAUAG